ACACACAUUGCCCGUCGGCCUGUCUGUACAGCGACGCAUUCACGAAAGACAACAAAUAAAUCCUUUGAUUGAUGGGCCACUGCAAUGAUACAAUCGUCCUUGCUAUGCUAGCUGGUGUCCAUCAUGACGUCGCCAUCAGCAUCUGCAGCGCCGCUAGCAGUGCCGUUGUGUGUGUAAUGGUCUUGUGGUGAUGGUGCGGCGGGGUCCUCCAGCAGAGUGCAGGUGGGGCAGUGGAACAGCGUGCCCUCCGCCAACACGCGACAUUCGCUGCACAACACACACCCACGCCAUGCCACGCCGCACACACACACACACACACGCAUGAAGAAAUAGGUCUGUCUGUGCGGUGGAUUGGACGGUGGAGUGUUGGUGCCCCCGCCCACCCCACCUGCAGUAGACCUCCCGGCAAUCGGGACACCUGAAGGCAACUGCCAAGGCAGACAGACAGAAGACAGGCGCACCCUCCCUGUCUAUGAGCUCAAUCACUUCACAGACAGACAGUCAGACAGUCACCUUCCUUACUUGUGAGGUUCUUCCUCCUGCAGCCCACGCACACGCCCCCUUCCUCACACUGCACACACACACACACACAAGAGUUAGCUAGCUACAAACACACACAGAGACACACACCCGCCCACUGACCUGCUGGAAGGGCUUCAUAGGGAAGAGGUGGUGAAACGACCGCGCGAUGUCCGUCGCCGAGACCAGGUUGAGAGUGCACGUCUGAGACGCACACACACACAUACACACACACACACACACACAGAGACAUUCGGUGCCCAUGUGGUCCAUCCAUCCAUCCAUCCAGCCAGCCAGCCAGGCAGCCAGCCAGCCAGGCAGCCAGCCAGCCAGCCAUGUGUGUGGCCAUGUGCUCACUCACUCACGCGGCAUUUGGACGGCACAUUGCAGACGAGAGACCGACAGCGGGGACAGAUGUAACCCUCGUGGCUGCAGCCAUGACAUGAGCCCGUCAAUGAAUCACAUCAACUCACACGCAUGUGUGUGUGUGUGUGUGUGUGUGGUCUUGCUUACGUGACUCGCAGGUGGCAGACACACAUCAUUGGCUCCUUCCGCCUCUGCAACGUCGGAAAGCCCAUCGGCACAAGCGUCUGCUGCAUCCCUACACACACACACACACACACACACACAGAGAGAGAGAGAGAGAGGUCUACCACACACAUCCACUCAAGCCCACGUACCCUUCGCCCAGAGGGGCGGGCUGACGUGCGCCAGCAGGAGCUCCUCGAAAUGGGCAGUCGACAGCGCCACGGUGUACUCGCCCCCGGUCUCCUUGCACACCGUCUGUAUGCAUCAACGCAUCAAUCAAUGGUCAGUCAGCGCGUCCACCGAGUGCGUGUGUCGACGACACCCACCCCACCCCACCAGCUACUGACUCAUUCACUCACCUUGAGGACAUACAUCUCUGGCGAGAGUCCGACGAUCGACACGCGAAUGCCCGCCGCCUUGAGCGCCUCAACGGUGGUCGAUAUCAACCUGCACGUGCACGUCUACAUGGAUGGCUGUGCUGUGUCGCAUGGAUGGAUGGCGCGUACCGUACCCUACCUACCCUACCCGGCGUCGCAGGUGUUGAGGCUGCCAUAGACGAUGAGGACCUCCCGCGUGCCGUAGGGCGGGAUCACCGACAGGAGCCGCAAACACCGCUGCACACAAACACCGUCUCGUCUACGUGUGCCGUUCGUUCGUUCGUUGGUGUAUGCAUGUGAUGUGGCCGGGCUAGAGCACGUCAGUCACGUGUUGGCGGCUGUGCUGUGCUGUGCUCACCUCCAGCCCGGUUUGCAGCGACGGGUAGCCCUCCAAGCCUUGCUGCUCCUUCACCAGCUCCAAUUGGUGAAUCUGACCAACACAACACACACACGUCCACACGUAUAGAUGUGUGUGUGUGUGUGUGUGUGUGUGUUGGUCAGACGUGCACUGCACCUGUUCGGCGGGGUUUGAGGUCAUGGGGACGAGCAGGUCGGCCCGCCGGUUGCGGAGCGUGACGAUAGCCAUCUGCGAGAUGGGGUUCUGGCUGUAGUACUCACGGAUGAACGACUGCAUGGGUGACCGAACAAACACACAAACACACAAACAAACAGACAGGCAGUGAGUAGUGAGUGGACGAGUGAGUGGACGAGUGAGUGCAACACACAACACACGCUCAGACCAGUCAGUCAGUCAGUCAACACUCCUUUGUGUAUGAGUGAGUGUGUGUGGGUUCGUGCACUGCAUGCCAGGCCUACAGAGCACUUCUGGAUGGCGCAGUUGAUGCGGUCUGGCCGGAAGUCCAGGUCGCGCAUCGACAACGACAUGUCCAGCACCAGCACCAUGUUCCUAAACACACACACACACACAUUCACACAUUCAGCAAAUCAAUCGCAUCAAGGAUUAUGCGUGGACACCUCACCUACCUGAUCAUGCCUUUCCUGACUCGUGCUCGCGGACCGCCGACCGUUGCGGCCCUCUGGCCGGCUCCUGUGAACACAGUGGCGCGUGGCGCGUUUGAACCAGCACCCAUUGAUUGUCGUGUGUGUGUGUGUGUGUGUGUGUGUGUGUACCAUCCUCCUGCCCGGCGCCGGUGCCCAACAGGAUGCCGCCGCUCACCUGCACACACACACACACACACACACGGGUGCUCCUGUGUGUGAUUGUGAUGGUGUGUCCAUGGCUUGCUGUGUGUAAGGUCGUUCAGUCGCCAACAAACCUGACCUGCACGUUCUCCCAGGACUUCUCAUAGUCCUGAUGACACACACACACACACACACUUCGUCUUUUUGCGCAUCUGACUCAUUCACUGCUUCAUUCAUUCACACAUCUCAUCCAUUCGUUCGUCCGCACCUUCUCCCAGCUGAAUUUCUCGGCGUCUUCCUCCUCCUGGAUGUCGUCCUCGCCGUCCAGCAGAUCCUCCACAUGCUCCAUCCCACCACCAGAUCCAACACCUCCUCCACCACCAGCAGGGGCCGCAGCUGCCGCCGCCAUUCUCCUUUGCC
This is a messenger RNA of Vitrella brassicaformis, 2987 nucleotides long. The record is from the annotation of a GenBank genome assembly. Lineage: Eukaryota; Vitrellaceae.